AUGGCCUCCAAGCUUUCGCUCGCCUUUCUUCUUCUUGUUUUUCUUUCAAUCCUUUCACAGCCCAUUAUUUCAACAGCUGCGAAAACAAACCAUCAUGAUCAUGGGUUGAAUGUUGGGAUGAUCUCAAGUGCCCUAGCCAACAAAGGUUACAUAGCCAUGUCCUUAAUUCUCGAACAAACCCUCCCUACAUUGAUACCUUUCGAAUACCAUGUUGCACUGUUAAAGCUUGAUACGAAGGCUCUUCAGUUGUCUCUUCCAUACGAAUCCAAGGUCGAUACUCUCCUUUCCCAUCACCCACUUGUGGUUACUACAACACGCCAUCAUAGUGAUUGCACUUCCAUUAAUGGAGUCAAGGUCACAGAUUGGGAUAUCUACAACGAUGGACAUGUGAUCGUUCAUGGGGUAGAGGACUUCAUUGAUCCUGCAUUCCAGACCCUUCUAUAUCCAUGGUACGACAGUAGGUCACAAAGAAUGAGAAUGAGAAUGAGAAUGAGAGCAGAACUGGAAAGGAUUCAAAUGUAG
This is a messenger RNA of Camellia sinensis, 522 nucleotides long. NCBI's taxonomy places the organism in Eukaryota, Viridiplantae, Streptophyta, Magnoliopsida, Ericales, Theaceae. The record is from RefSeq and is a predicted model, not a curated record.